AUGGCGUCCUCGGGCUUAUCUGGUGCCGUAACUCUGCUCCACACCGCGUGUGGGGCGGGAAUUUUGGCCAUGCCAUACGCUUUUAAACCUUUCGGGUUGACGUUAGGUUUUCUGAUGAUUGUCUUCUGUGGAUUAUGCUCCGUAUCGGGCCUGGUGAUUCAAGGACGGGUGUCGAAAUACGUUUCAUCGAGAAAUGCAUCGUUUUUCGCCUUAUCCCAGAUAACUUAUCCGCAACUCAGCGUGGUCUUUGACUUGGCCAUUGCAGUCAAGUGUUUUGGUGUAGGGGUUUCGUACCUUGUGGUCAUUGGGGACCUCAUGCCACGUAUUCUAGGAGCUUUCACCUCUAGGUCCCUGCUUCUGAAUCGCAACUUCCACAUCUCGAUAAUAAUGCUCUUUAUUAUAUCACCACUGUGCUUUAUGAAAAGGUUAAGUUCCCUGCGUAAUGCAUCGAUUAUCGCUAUUUCGUCCGUGGCAUACCUGUGCGUCCUUGUUGUAGUACACUGUGUUUGGCCAUCAGAAGAAAUAAAAGCGAUUAAGGGGCAUGUUAGUGUGGGAAGGCCCGCUGAGCCGGUUUCUGCUAUUUUCAGUUGUUUUCCAAUUUUCGUCUUUGCUUAUACAUGUCAUCACAAUAUGUUUUCAAUCAUCAAUGAGCUGAAGGACAACAGCACAAAAGCUAUCUACAGAGUUUCUGCUGCGUCAGUUUCGGUUGCCAUGGUGUUAUACCUCGCCAUAGGUGGCUCGGGCUACGCUACGUUCGGAGACCACAUUGCAGGGAAUAUCAUAACGUUAUACCCGCAAUCUACAAGUACCAUUGUGGGCCGCAUUGCUAUUGUGCUGCUGGUGAUGUUAGCCUUUCCAUUACAAUGUCAUCCAGCGAGAGCUUCGAUUGAUCACAUCAUUCAUUUCGUCAAUUCCGGAGCCUGGAAAAAGGCGAAUGAACCUGAGCGCUCCAAUCUCCUACCCCAUAUUGUGGAGGACGACGAUGUUCUAGUUGAGGAAGGUAGUCCACACCAACAAGUCGUUGUGCCACUCGACGGUCAACGCUUCGCUAUCAUCACGACAGCGAUCUUGGUAUCCUCAUAUCUGUUGGCAAUUUCUGUAACUUCGCUGGCCCGAGUUCUUGCAGUAGUUGGUGCCACGGGAUCUACAUCCAUUGCUUUCAUACUUCCUGGAAUAUUUGGGUUCAAGCUGAUCGGCUCUGAAUACGAUGUAGGUCAGAUCCCAACCUCUGCAAAAUGGCUCAGAUUAUUGUCCAUUUCGCUAGCCUGUUGGGGGGUCUUUGUGCUGGUAACGUGCCUAUCUGCAACGCUUUUACUGGGAGGCGGCCAUUGA
This is a messenger RNA of Lachancea dasiensis, 1332 nucleotides long. NCBI's taxonomy places the organism in Eukaryota, Fungi, Ascomycota, Saccharomycetes, Saccharomycetales, Saccharomycetaceae. The record is from the annotation of a GenBank genome assembly.